This is a messenger RNA of Grosmannia clavigera kw1407, 1770 nucleotides long. RefSeq lists its product as uncharacterized. The coding region runs from base 1 to 1770 and encodes 589 amino acids. The transcript has 2 exons. The record is from RefSeq and is a predicted model, not a curated record. NCBI's taxonomy places the organism in Eukaryota, Fungi, Ascomycota, Sordariomycetes, Ophiostomatales, Ophiostomataceae.
AUGACUAAACAGCGUCGGCCAUGUCGACGGGCGGCCAUUCUUUGGCUGCCGUUCUUACUUAUGGCUUCUGCCGCCAACCCAACACUGGCAAAUGGAUUGGACAUCGGCGAGGCCGCACAACCCGUUCCACCCAUACCUCGGACGGCUGAAAGCGAUGCAAGCAGAAUAGGCCAAUUGGUUCGGAGACUGAUAGCAGUAGGCCCCGACAUCAUAGCGGCCGAUGUGCCGGAACAGAGGCGGCAGAUCGUGCGGGCGCUGGAGCAGGACCAAGAAGAGCGCGAGGAGAGCCGGAGGAAGAAGGAGAAGCGGCGAGUUCCAGCAGCAGCAGCAGCAGCGGCAGCAGCGGCAGCAGUGACCGAGCGGGCACCGAUACAGACCGCGGCGCCGACAUAUCCCGUGACAAUGCUGGUAGCACGACAAAACGAUGGCCAGGUGGCAGCACUGAGCGCGCAGAUCCAGUCUCUGUCGCUGGCGUCGUCAGCCGUCAGCCAGGCCAGCCGGCUGGUUUCGCAGACAUCGCAGCAGCUAGCCCAACAGGUGACACAGCUGUCACAAUCGACCGACCAGCUGUCGCAGUCGAUCCGGCAGUUGCAGCAGACGAGCCAACAGCUCCAGCAGUCGGCCCAGCAGGCAUCCCAGUCGGCUCAACAGGCGUCCCAGUUGGCCCAACAGGCGUCGCAAUCGGCCCAACAAGCUUCACAGUCGGCCACAAGCGCCAUCAUCGCGGCUCAGGCGUCGGCUGCUAGCAGUGCCAGCUCAGCCAUUGCGCUUAGCCUGGCCAGCCUCUCGAGCAGCGUCUCCCGGGUAAUCGCCUCGGCCAGUGCCAGCGCUGUCAACAUUGCUAGCCUCGCCAGCAACCAGGUCCAGUCGGCCAAGGCCGACGCCACCUUUGCCAGGGCUGAUGCUGCCACGCAAGUCAAGCAUUCCCAGGGCACAAGCGUGUCGGUGACCCAGGUGGCUCUUGCUGUCGUCGUCACUUUUGUCGGCUCUGUGCUUCUCACCGCCCUCGGAUUUUAUCUGGUGACGCGGUGCAGCAGAAAAGGGAGGCGCCUGAACCACCGGAGCGCAGGUUACCCGCGCGACUUGAAGCUGCAGAAUCCUCCUGCAGGGCCGUAUAGCAGCAGAACAGGCUACAACAGCAACGAUAUCAACGACGACGAGCAAAGACUGAACCCUAGUGGUAACGGUGGUGGCAGUGGUGCCAACGGACGUAAUUCUCAACAGUCGUCACUGUACAGCCGCAACUCGAUGCAGCAGUCCUCCACCAACGCCGGCUUCGGUAGCACGGCCAUCAAUAGUCCGCCGCCGCCCAGACGGAAAGACACAAUCAAUUCGGCCGGUGGUGUCCGUGGCAGGAGCAUGACUUCCUUCUCUCUCUUCCCCAAGACGCAGACACCGGUUGGCCUAUCGGGAGAGGCGAUCGGAAUCGCCGUCGGCAGCAGAGAUACGCUGGACAUGACGCCGGCGCUUCGUGGUGAUGUUGGUGAAGCCUCUUCGCCCAUGUACAAGACAGCCACAAUCGUGACGCUUGCGCAGGUCAAAAAAAGCGGCAAUAAUCUGACAAGGCCGCCGCCGAGUCUGCAGCAAUGGUUGCGCCAGGAAACAAUGCGCCCAAUCGGCACGGGUGACGAAGAAAUGAGCACAAGUUGGCCGUUUGAAAGAAAUCAACAACAGCCACAGACUAUGCGAAAGCAGUCCGUCGGCGCUGGAGGCGUCAAUCCCGGAAAAGUGAUGCAGCCGGGAGGACCGUUGCCAUUAAGAGAUUCAUGA